Alosa sapidissima (American shad) is the source of this 3616-nucleotide messenger RNA. RefSeq names its product cell surface glycoprotein 1 (gene prr36a). Bases 168 to 2993 code for a protein of 941 amino acids. The transcript is spliced from 5 exons. Lineage: Eukaryota; Metazoa; Chordata; Actinopteri; Clupeiformes; Clupeidae. The record is from RefSeq and is a predicted model, not a curated record.
GUGUGUGUGUGUUUGUCUGUCCCCAGGCCUCCAGGGGUCCCUGCCUCUCGUCCCACUUCCACAGCGGCGUCUGGGGAGAGCAGCUGCCGUAGCGACGAGGCCGCCUGGCGCUUCAGCUCCCUCUGGCGGUAGCUCCACGUCUGGAGCAGCGGCCGGACCUAAGAGAGAUGGCGCUAAACCCGCCCCAUCUGCUGCCAGGAAGCCCUCAGCUGCUGCACCUGCCGGCCGUGCCCCUCCUGCCACCUCCAGGACUGCCGCCCCCCCCCUCCACCACCACCACAGCCCCCCCUCGCAGCACCUCCGCGUCCCGAGCUCCUCCCCCUUCCCGAUCUGCCACCACCACCAAGACCACUGCAAGAGCUGCUUCUGCUCCUAGAGCUCCUGUUGCAGCAGGUUCUGCUUCUAGAGCGCCUGCUGCAUCAGGUUCCGCUUCUAGAACUACAGCUGCAGCAGGUUCCACUUCUAAAACUACAGCUGCAGCAGGCUCUGCUUCGAGAAGUACAACAGGCUCCGCCUCUGCUAAAGCCCACCCCAAUGUUAGCUCCACCUCCAAAGCGCCUAAUUCAGGCCCCGCCUCCUCUGCCAAAGCCACGCCCUCCAAGGUGACCCAACCCAGGAGCCUGCAGGGCACGCCCCAGAGGCGUGUCAUGGCCAGCCCCCGCCCCACCUCAUUGGCCGCCGCACCGCCCGCGGGCUCCAAGCGGGGCUCCAAGCCCACUCAGCCCGUGCCCCCAUUGGCCCUCAACGGCAAGCCCGCAGGGAAGAGACCCGCCCAGCCCCCCGACACCAAGGCCCCCUCGGCUGGACCGGCACACGCCGCUGAGGUAACCGCUGCUGCGGCGACAAGCAUCACCGUAGCAGCAGUAGCGGCAGCAGCUUCCUCGGGCCUGGAAAAGGCUCCUGCUGAGGUGCAGCCAGAGGUGCAGUCUGCAGAUGCACCACUAGGGGGCAUUAGCUCUGCUGUAGAUGAAGAAGCAGCAGUAGAAGAGGAAGAAGAAGCAGCAGCAGCUGGGGUCUCUGGCCCCCCCAGUCCCACUCGCCCCCCACAGGAGCCCUCCAGCACUCUGGCACAACAGGAGCAGCAGACGGAUGAGGACGCUCACCUGACCGGAGAGCCGCACACUGGGAAGGAUGCGUCCUCACCCCAUAGGGAACACACUGGGAAGGAUGCGUCCUCACCCCAUAGGGAACACACUGGGAAGGAUGCGUCCUCACCCCAAAGGGAACACACUGGGAAGGAUGCGUCCUCACCCCAUAGGGAACACACUGGGAAGGAUGCGUCCUCACCCCAUAGGGAACACACUGGGAAGGAUGCGUCCUCACCCCAAAGGGAACACACUGGGAAGGAUGCGUCCUCACCCCAAGAACUGCAAAAUGCUGGUCAGCCCCAAGAGCCGAUGUCUGUUGAGGACGCUUCCGUGACCAUGACCUUUGACCCCUCCCGAGCUGCCUGUGAGCAGGCCCCCAGUUACCCUGACCUGUCCUCCGCCACCACCAGCAGUAACCAUGACGACCAGGAGGAGGAGGAAGGCGGCAGCCAGCAGGUGUCUCUCUCGGACAUGAGCGGGACCCAGCCCACCGAGGAGGCGGUUGCCGAGGGGGAGGGGUCUCGUCCAGGCUCCUCCCUCUGGCACGCAGCGGCGGGAGCAGCGGCUGCUGCGGCGGCGGACUCUGAGGACGGCAGCUGCAGCCAGCAGGGCCUGCUGGAGGGCACAGAGAGCACAGACGACCUGGGCGCCGACGCCAGCCUCAAGGGCCCCGACGACCUUGCGCCCUCCGCAGGCUCGCCCGACUCCGAGAGGGUCCCCGAGCUGCGCGCCGACGAGGACGACGAGGAGGUCGACGACGAGGACGACGAGGAGGACGAUCGCGUGUGCGACAUGGAGGUGGGGUCGGAGCGGGCAGACGGGCCUCCGCGGCGGCAGGGCGAGGAGGAGGAGGAAGACGAGGACGUAGAGAUGGCCAGCGAGCCCGUGACUGAGAGCGGGCUGGAGAGCUACGGCAACGAGGUGGACGACGAUGACGACCAGGACUUCCCCGACGACGACCACUUUGACAACCUGGAGCAGCUGCCCCCGGGCUCCCAGAUGCCCCAGCCCUGGGGGAGCCACCCCUGGACCCAGCCCCAUGCCCACCCCCUGCCCCACCCCAGCAGCCCCAGCCCAGAGCCCCUGGAGCCCCCCACCCCCACCCAGGAGCUCCCCGCCGCCCUCCGACCCUGCUCCUCCACAGCCCUCGCGGGGCAGGUGCAGGAGCUCCUUCUGGCCACUCCUCUGACCCCCUCCGCGCUUCCCGACAUCAUCCCGGCAACCAACCUCUGCUGGAGGGAGCCGCUGCAACCAGCAGCGCUCCAGACGCCCGGCUCUCCCGUCUCCUCGGCAACGGAGGACGAGACGAGCGACACGGAGGGCGAGAUGUUGCUGGACGAGCCGGCGGCCGCGGUGGCAACGGUGGCGGCGGUUGCUACGCAGGAGCAGCAGGCCGCGCCCCUCCCCGUCCUGGAGGAGAGCGAAGAGCCGGCCACCCCCACCGCCUGCCCAGAGGAGGAGGAGGAUGAAGGUGCCCCGUCGCGCUCCGCAACCGUCUCCUCCGGCCUGGAGAGCGGCCCGACGCCGUCACCGGGCUUGCUCUCCCUGGAGGAGCCGUCGUCGUCGUCGUCGACCGCCGAGAAGGAGGAGGAGGAGCCUAAAGGGGCGUCGAGCGUCCACGCGGUGGAGGAGGGAGCGUUGGAGCUGGCGCCCCUCAGCCUGGAGCAGGAGGGCUACAUGCAGUGCGGCGCGCCCCACGCAGAGCGGCCUGAGCUGGGCAAGGCCCUCGAGGAGGAGUCCCUGGAGCCUGGGGCGGGGCUGGAGGGGUUUCUCCAGCUAUGCCCUGCCCCCAUAUUAGGCCAUGUCUUCCACAAGCCCCACCCCUUUGAGGAUGCUAACCCGUCCCAGCCGUACUUCGCCACCUUCGGGGAGAAGAGUGACGACUCGCUGGCAGAGAGAAUCUGAUUGAAAAAGAUUGACAUGGGGAAAAAAAACAGAAUGAGAAGGGGUGAAGGUGAAAGACUGAACCCAGCUGUGUUCUUACGCUAUGGCAACGCUCAGCCGUGUUCUUCCCUGUGUGCUAAAUGCUCUGCGCUGUCAGCAGCGCUAUGGCAACGCUCUCUUGUGUGUGCAAUGGCUGCAGUGGACUCUUAGAAUGGACGGUUGGGAACGGAAACUGUGUUUUUGUUUACUUGUUUGUUUGUUUGUUUGUUUGUUUGUUUCCUGAUCUUUUAUAAUGAGUGUUAUGAGCAGACAGAGCUGGUGUGGGUUGGGUUGGACAUUGGGCUGGGAGGCUGGAGUGAUCCUGUUGAGCUGAUGGAUGUUGCUAAACUUUGCACAAAAAAAAUCUAAACCGCUAUUGCACUUUAGGGGGUGGUGUAAACCCUCCCACUGACACACGUACAUACAUAUACACAUACGCACGCACAUACUAACGGAUACACACACACACAGACUUAAGCACACACAGGCGCACACACCUCUGUGAUGUCAUCUGCUGGUCUUUGUCAAUGUCUCCCUCCUGCACUGCAACUGUCUGAGUGUGAAAUGCUAAAAGUGAUGAAAUAAUAAUAAAGGUGAUGUGUUUA